Molecule: messenger RNA, 4381 nt
Organism: Rhizopus microsporus ATCC 52813
Lineage: Eukaryota; Fungi; Mucoromycota; Mucoromycetes; Mucorales; Rhizopodaceae
Exons: 16
Coding region: 7-4335 (1442 amino acids)
Source: RefSeq, a predicted model, not a curated record
AAAAAAAUGUCUUUUCCGAGAGAUUCUUCCAAUGCUUCAUUAAGCAAUAAUACUAGUCACUUUAGCUUAUACGCGGAAUCAUCUUCUACUCGUUCUGCUGACUCUCCUAGUUUACCACGUAAACACUCGGAUAGCACUUGCUCAGAACCAACGUUUUCCUUUGUUCCUCUUAGAGCUAGUCAUAGUCAUCAUCAUUCUCGUCAAAGUAGCCUAAAUCAAACUGUCGUCCAACGUGACAAGAGUGCUGACAGCAAUGACCCGUUUAGACUAAUAAGGAUGGCACCUAACAUCAUCAAGAUGAGAAAGGGAAGUGUACUAGCUAGAAAUACGAUAUUGAAGAUGGAUCAUUUCUCGAGUGGAACCAAUACCAAUCUCGACUUUCAUCUCCAGGGCGCACCUAAUUUUCGUGUAGCAGACCUUAAUGUCUAUGGUGUUGCUCAACCGACGGUAAUUGGCUUAUCUACCAUACUGGCUAUAUUGAAUUGUCAUCCAAAGAGUUCAAACUCAGUGUCUUGCACAUGGUUUUCAACUCGUGAGGAGCCCUUGGUCUAUUUGAAUGGGAUACCCUAUGUAUUACGUGAAUUUGCAGACCCAUUACAAAACAUGCGCGCAUUUCUCGGAAUAAACUCUGUUCGAUUAGAGAAGGUAGAGGAAAGACUAAAAUCAGAUGUCAUUAAGGAAUCAAGAACUUUGGGUGGAUUGAUUCUCGUCCAUCAAGAACUACCGGACGGAACAAUCGUACCGUGCUACAUUGCUGCCGAUAAAGUUCAGACACCAAAAGAAGUGUUCCAAGAAUUUCAACAACAAGGAUUUAGAUUAAAGUAUUUUCGUAUUCCAAUCUCGCCUGAACAAGCACCAGAGGAUAACUACUUUGAUGAAUAUAUUCAUGUCAUACGCAAUUUAGAGCCAACGGAUCCACUCAUCUUUAAUUGUGGUAUAGGAGCCGUAAGAACAACGGUUGGUGUUAUUAUCGGACAGAUAAUCAGACGUACUCAACUGAUCGAAAGAGGCCAUCCGGAUCCAUUUCCUAUCUCGGGUUGGAGUUAUACUGAUCCAGGUAGCCCAUCAGACAGCAUCAACAGAUUUGUGGUGAAAGAAUUAGAAGAGGCAGAUCAUUUAAAUGCUAAAAAUAAUGCAUUACUUCGGCUGAUUCUCUUGCUUGAACAAGCUCUCAACUCUAAGCUGACAUCCCAUUCAGCUAUACAGUGGGUAAUGCAAAGGGGGUCACUGAUUGAAAAUUUGAAAGAAGCAGUGAUGGGUAACUAUCAGUCCAUAGUAUCAUUAACAGCAUUGCUUGAAAGUGGCGUAUACAGUAAAAGGUUACUAGAUACUAUCAUUAAUAAAUCGGACGAUGUUGUCAACCUAAGAGAGGAUAUCCUAAUGAACCGCAUACGUCAAAUCACAGAGGUAUCAUCUGCAAACUAUAACGAGAGCAACUAUCUGUCCAAGGCCUUAAAUGGUUUACAACGAUACUUCUUUUUACUCUGCUUUACUGCAUAUGUUAAUGAAUCGCCCAAUACCAAGUUUGAGCAACGAUUCUCAACCUGGGUAAGAGCUAGAACAGAAGUAUGGGCCAUGCUUCAAAACAUGCGUCGAAAAGGUCCUCGUCUUUAUUUCUUUCGCCCUGUGGAAGAUCUGCAUCAAUUAGCCACACAUCAUCAAAAGAAAGUGAGUACAGGCAUGUUUGAUAUGGUAGCCGCGGAUGAUACGACGAUAGAAAUGGAAAACGUUGUGAUUAAUGCAAGAACAGGUCUAGUCUUAACAUCACAAACCAUUCUUAAAGUUGACUUUUGGCACUACGGAUAUCUCAAGGACGCGUCUCAAAAUCAAGAAAGACAUCAUCGCUUCGUUAUUGACGGAGCGUCCAACUUCAGAAGAGUUGAAAACACACACGUUUAUGGAGUUGCUCAACCUACAGUCAAUGGAUUACGGCAAGUAAUUCGAAAUCUGCUCAACUCAAGCGAACGCAUACUGUGGAUCAAUCUACGAGAGGAACCCAUCAUUUACAUCAACGGCAUACCCUAUGUGCUACGAGAUCGAGCCUUUACCCUGAGGAAUUUGCGAGCCUACAAAGGAAUCACUGGUUCACGUAUGGAACAGCUUGAGGAAAGACUGAAGGAAGAUGUGAUUAAAGAGGUGAUGCAAUGUGGUGGUAGGAUCUUACUGCAUGGAGAAGAUAGUAACGGAAAUGUCUUGUCUUCCUGGGAGGAUGUUGAUAUUCAGGAUAUCAUGACAGUACGUGAGGUCAUGGAGUUUGCUGCACUCGAAGUCAGGCAGACCUAUGACUCUUCAGACGAUGAUAGCGACAAUACCAAGCAACCAGCCGUCAGUCACAUCUUGGAGUAUUACCGUGUACCGAUCACUGCAGAAAAGGCACCAGAAUGGAGAGACAUUGACGACUUGCAAGCUCUCGUAGCAGGUGUUGAUCAUUCAAAGACGGCGAUUAUCAUGAAUGAUCAAGUGGGUUUGGGAAGAUCUACAACGGGUACGAUCAUCGCUACCUUGCUCACUCGUUGGAUCCGUCCCAAGACACAACAAGUAGUGCGAUCUCCUUCCUAUUACCCUAAUUAUCAAAUCAUCAACAGUUUGCUAAGAGUUAUCAAGCGUGGAUUGGAGAAUAAGCAAAUUGUUGAUUACACGAUGGAUCAAUGCUCUAUUGGUGCUCGUCAGUUGCGCGAUAUUAUCGAAUCAGCACGUGUACAGGCUGAAAAAGAAAAGGAAGAAGAUCCUAACCAGUUCAAACGAACGGUAAAGCGAGGCAUUACGGCACUUGAAAGGUACUUUUUAUUCAUCUGCUUUCAAGCUUAUCUGGAUGGUACUUCACCCUCUCUUGUGAACGAAACGGAGAGCUUCAGUCAUUGGAUGGAGCGUCAUCCUGAAUUAAACACCAUCCUGGACGAUUUACUGCACGCCAGUGAAGAGGAACAGUUUAGGUCACUCAUGCCAGUGGAAAAAUCAUUGACUGGAGAUGGCAUAGCGCUGUCAAGCGAGGUCAUGAGUGUCGUCAGCCGUCGACACGGUCAAGUCUUGGCUCAACAGACCAUCCUGAAGCAUGAUGCAUUUCCUGGUUGUCAAAAGAUGAGCCUUAAAGAGAAGAUCCCUGGAGCUUACAACUUUAGACGUGUCGAGAUCAGUAAAAUCAAGUCAGCUGUCAAGUACGGGGGUAUGGCUGCUACUGUCGGCGGAUUAGCAGCAGACAUGGAGCGUAGUGAUGAAGAUCCCCUGACCGCUCCUUUUAUUUGUGGAUGUGCUAUGCCAAAUAAGGAUGCUGUCAAAUCCAUCUUGAAGGCGAUGCAAGCGGGCCCAGGAGGUAAACGACGAGUGUUAUGGACCUGCUUACGUGAAGAACCUGUAAUCUAUGUCAAUAAGAACCCAUAUGUCUUGCGGCUCUUUAUAGAUCCUCUGAAGAAUCUGGAAACAACGGGUAUCUCAAAAGAACGGGUUGAGAGCAUGGAAGACCAGAUGAAGUAUGAAGUAUUGCAAGAGCUCAAGGAGUACGAUGGCAGAAUAUUGCUUCAUGAUGAGGAAGCUGGAAGCUUCAAUUUGAUGCCUGUUUGGGAGACAGUACCUCCAGAGGAAGUAGAAACCCCCGGAGAAGUAUUUGCAUCUAUUCGUGCAGAAGGAUACCAAGUGGAUUAUCUUCGAAUUCCAAUAACAGAUGAACAAGCACCUAUACCUGAUGUAUUUGAUCAAUUGAUACAGAGAAUGCAAGAAGCAAAUCAAGGAUAUGAUAUCAUGUUCAACUGUCAAAUGGGACGUGGUCGCACUACAACAGGCAUGGUUGUAGCAUCUUUGUUGUCCAUGAUAUUAAGUAACGACGCUAUUGGGGAUAUGACGGACUCGUUCAUGGUUGAUAGUAGCAGUAAUGUCAACACCAUCAUGUUUUCUUUACAGUCAGAUGAAGAAAUAGACGAAUCAUACGAAGAAAGAGAACGUUUUGAGAAUGGCGAAUACAGAAUCAUCUUACAGCUUGUUAGUGUACUCAGUUAUGGUAAAUUAGCCAAACGACUCACAGACCAAGCGAUCAAUAUGUGCGACCAUAUGCAAAAUCUGAGAAAAGCUAUCUAUGACUACAAAUUGCGAUUGGAGACCAUGACUGACCAUGGAUCUAAGAAAUGGAAAUCCGUUCAUGAAGUGGCCAUGAACUAUCUCGUGCGUUACUUUUACUUGAUUGUCUUUACGAAUUAUCUCUUGGAAGAAAUGGGCUCUAUCAAGGGCGAAGAAGACGAUAGUUCUUUCAAGGAAGCAAAGAAAUUGACUACCUUCAAAGAAUGGUUGAAGAAUCGUAGAGAAAUUGUAAAUAUCAUCUCUUUACAAUCCUUUGAUCUAUGCUAGAUUUUGAUGAUUCCAAGCAUAAGAAUAAAAUAAAAUUGUGUACAGC